Entamoeba invadens IP1 is the source of this 717-nucleotide messenger RNA. RefSeq names its product exosome complex exonuclease RRP41, putative. Gene Ontology annotation, biological process: poly(A)-dependent snoRNA 3'-end processing; nuclear mRNA surveillance; rRNA catabolic process. Gene Ontology annotation, cellular component: nuclear exosome (RNase complex); nucleolus; cytoplasmic exosome (RNase complex). The record is from RefSeq and is a predicted model, not a curated record. The transcript has a single exon. NCBI's taxonomy places the organism in Eukaryota, Evosea, Mastigamoebida, Endamoebidae. Bases 1 to 717 code for a protein of 238 amino acids.
AUGGAGUAUAUUACACCAGAAGGGUAUCGCGUCGACGGUCGCCGACCGACUGAAAUGCGUAAAUGUGAGAUGGAACUGGGUUUUGAGAAGUCUGCGGAUGGGUCUGCUCGUGUUCGGAUGGGGAACACGUUGGUUGAGGCUGUUGUCAGUGGACCGAUGGAAGGGAAGAGGAGGAACCACGACUCGGCUGAAUUGAAAGUCUUCUUUUCACAAGCGACUUUUGCGACGAGGAGGAGACGUGAGAGGAUGUUUGACCGCAACAUGGCGGAGACGUCUGAGUUAUUAAAACAGAUGUACGAGCAAGUAGUGUUAGUCAAACAGUUACCUGAGACGUCGAUAGAAAUUCGUGUUCAAGUCUUACAAGAUGAUGGGAGUGUUAAUGCUGCAGCUAUUAAUGCGUGUACAUUAGCAUUAAUUGAUGCAGGUAUUCCUAUGAGUGAUAUUGUCUCAUCGGCUGAAGGGGGGUACAUCAGUGGUCGAAUGGUUGUUGAUAUGGGAAAAGAUGAAGAAAAUGCGGGGACGGUCUUUAAUGUUCAUACUGCUGUUAUGCAUAACAGUGGUACUGUUGCUAUAUUGCAGACGGAAGGGAAAAUGCCAUUAAAGCGACUUGGGGAGUUGUUAUCUGUAGUUGAAGAAGGUGCAAAGGAGGCGGGUAUCCAGAUGAAAGAGAAAAUUAUGGAAUAUGGGAACAAGGUGAUGCAAUACCAAAACAUCUGA